AUGAAGGCUGUGAAAGGCUUCUGUGUUCUUUUCACACUGCUCCUGUGUUUCGUUGACUCUGGAAGGACUGGGAAAAUACUUGUUUGGCCCAUGGAUUUUAGCCACUGGAUUAAUUUAAAAGUUAUCCUGGAAGAACUCCAGCUUCGUGGCCAUGAGAUAACUGUGCUGGUGCCUUCACCGAGUCUUCUGCUCGAUCAUACCAAGAUUCCCUUUAAUGUGGAAGUUCUCCAGCUUCAGGUAACCAAAGAAACCCUCAUGGAAGAGCUCAACACAGUUCUCUACAUGUCUUCUUUUGAAUUGCCAACACUUUCAUGGUGGAAGGUGCUAGGAAAAAUGGUAGAAAUGGGCAAGCAAUUUUCAAAGAACCUAAGAAGAGUGUGCGACAGUGCUAUAACAAACAAGGAGUUGCUGGACAGGCUUAAGGCAGCUAAGUUUGACAUCUGUUUGGCUGACCCUUUAGCCUUUUGUGGAGAGUUGGUGGCCGAGCUCCUCAAUAUUCCAUUUGUAUAUUCUUUCCGGUUUUCUAUUGGAAACAUCAUAGAGAGAAGCUGUGCUGGGCUUCCCACCCCUUCUUCAUACGUUCCUGGGAGCACAUCAGGACUGACAGACAACAUGUCUUUUGUACAGAGACUGAAAAAUUGGUUAUUGUACCUAAUGAACGAUAUGAUGUUUUCACAUUUUAUGCUUUCAGAAUGGGAUGAGUAUUACAGCAAGGUUUUAGGAAGACGUACCACAAUAUGUGAGAUUAUGGGGAAAGCUGAAAUGUGGCUGAUACGAAGUUACUGGGAUUUUGAAUUUCCACGCCCUUUUUUACCUAAUUUUGAAUAUGUUGGAGGACUACACUGCAAGCCUGCAAAGCCCCUGCCUGAGGAAUUGGAAGAGUUUGUACAAAGCUCUGGAAAUGAUGGAGUAGUAGUAUUUACUCUGGGUUCGAUGAUCCAAAACCUCACAGAAGAAAGGUCGAAUCUGAUUGCAUCAGCUCUUGCCCAGAUUCCACAGAAGGUUCUGUGGAGAUACACAGGAAAGAAACCAGCUACAUUAGGACCCAAUACCAGGCUCUUUGAAUGGAUUCCACAGAAUGAUCUUCUUGGUCACCCCAAAACCAGAGCUUUUAUCACUCAUGGUGGAACAAAUGGUCUCUAUGAAGCGAUUUACCACGGGGUUCCCAUGGUGGGAAUUCCCUUGUUUGGUGAUCAACCUGAUAAUAUUGCUCGUGUUAAGGCCAAAGGGGCAGCGGUUGAUGUGGACUUGAGAAUUAUGACAACUUCAAGUUUGCUUAAAGCAUUGAAGGACGUUAUUAAUAAUCCUUCUUAUAAAGAGAAUGCCAUGAAGUUAUCAAGGAUUCACCACGAUCAGCCCCUGAAGCCCCUGGAUCGAGCAGUCUUCUGGAUUGAAUUUGUCAUGCGCCACAAGGGAGCCAGACACCUUAGGGUUGCAGCUCAUGACCUCACCUGGUUCCAGUACUACUCCCUGGAUGUGGUUGUGUUUUUGCUGACCUGUGUGGCAACUAUUAUUUUCCUAGCCAAAAAAUGUUGCUUGUUUUUUUACAGGAGGUUUUGUAAGACAGGAAAUAAGAGAAAGAGAGAGUAGUGCUUUCUAGACAGUUUGGCUGGAAAUCAGUUUAGAUCAGUGAUAUGAGUAACAGUCAUAGAUUCAACAGAUUGUUCCUUUUCUCUCAUGUAUUCUAGGACGUUCAUCAGUUUUUCAGAUCAGGGAGCAAAGAAUCACACAAAAAGUUUGUCCUUGUCUUAGAUAUGCAUAAUGUUUGUGUCUCAAUGUAUUUCAAUACUUUGUUGUUUCAGAAAAUCAGUUACUUUUGACUAGUUACUGUAUGCUAAGGAAAAGUAUAUGAUUAAAAUGUAAUAUCUAUAUUUUUGAAACAAGUUUAAAAAUAUUUAAAAUUUGUCUCACAUAAUUUUUCUUCUAGUUGUAUAUGAAAAAGAGAUUUAAAUAUUUACUGAAGUAUACAUAGUUUGUGGAAAAAUGCAUUCUGCAGAAAUGCUAUUAUCAUUUGAGUUUAUUAACAAGCCUUAGCAAGAACUCUGCAUGAACGUGUAGACACUAGUUGAAUUUUAAUAGAAGAAAGGAUAUCUUUUUUUCAUUGUUUUAGAAAGACUUUCUAUUCUUAAGUGUUGAAAAUUAACUGAAAUGUGAUCCCUGUUGAACAUGGUGGUGGGAAUGGGAGAGGGAAGAGAUGUAUAAUUUGGGACAUGCUCAGGCUGACUUGCCCCAAGUGGUGGAGUUGGAAGCAUACCAGGGGAUUCCAAUUCAAUCCCAUCGAGGUGGCAUGUACCAAUGCCAUCUCACUGUUCCAGCUGAUCAGUUUCAGUUCACAGUUGGUCAUGGUGAAGGGACUGGGAGUCAAAGGGAGCACAUAGACAAGUCUAGUACCUGCUAACGCUAACUGAUGGAGUAAAUAAAGGGGAGAGUGAUCCAACAUGGGAAGUGAGAUACUCAGCAGACUCAUAGAAUGGCAGAUGUCCUAAAUAGCACUCUGUCCUCAGAAUCAGCCCUAAAGGCAUUCGGAGCUGGCUGAAAAGCCCAUGAGAGUAUUUCAGGCAUGGAAAGCCAAGACACUCUGGCAAAAGAUCUCUGCGAGUGAGAUCCCAGUGGAAAGAACAGGUCAUCAAAGAAGGAGGUACCUUUCUCUGAAGGGAGGAGAGAACCUCCACUUUGACUAUGACCUUGUCUAAACAAGAUAAGAGUCAGAGAACUCAGAGGGCUUCCAUAGCCUUGGAAACUCAUGACUGGAGCAUAGGGAGAUUACUGAUUCCAUAGACAGGAGUGUCAAUUGGUAAAGUCAACAACAGGAGUCACUGUGCACUUACUCCUCAUGUAGGAUCUCUAUCCUUAAUGUGCUGUACAUUGAGAUUUAAUGCUAUAACGAGUACUCAAACAAUAUAUUUCACUUUGUGUUUCUAUGGGGGUGCAAACUGUUGAAAUCCUUACUUAAUGCAUACUAAGCUGAUCCUCUGUAAAAA
Messenger RNA from Oryctolagus cuniculus (rabbit), 2981 nucleotides. It is a transcript of the gene UGT2C1, whose product is annotated as UDP-glucuronosyltransferase. The record is from RefSeq and is marked validated. Gene Ontology annotation, molecular function: glucuronosyltransferase activity. Lineage: Eukaryota; Metazoa; Chordata; Mammalia; Lagomorpha; Leporidae.